This is a messenger RNA of Moesziomyces aphidis, 1578 nucleotides long. NCBI's taxonomy places the organism in Eukaryota, Fungi, Basidiomycota, Ustilaginomycetes, Ustilaginales, Ustilaginaceae. The record is from the annotation of a GenBank genome assembly.
AUGUGGAAGCUGCAGCUCGUUUCCACGCGGCGGUCGCUUUGCUCUCUCGCCACGCUGCUGCUGGUAUGCCUGCUUGCACUUGUUGGUGCAGUUGCAGCGUCGAUGCAGACCAUCGAUGCGGACGAGUACAUUCGUCUGCACAAUGCCCCCCCUACAACCAGCAAAGACAGCUCGAAUCGGACCGUGCUGGCGUACAUCACGCCAUGGAAUUCCGAAGGCGCUGCGAUGGUCGAUGCGCACGCGCACAAGAUCGACUUGGUCUCGCCCGUGUGGUACACGGUGCUGGUCGCACCCACCAACUCCACCACGCCAGACGCCACAUACAUCCUUAGCGGUGGACCACCCGGUAAAACAGAAGAGACGUGGCUCGCUGAAAGGCUGUACCAGCCCUGGCCGCGACCUCGCAUCGUGCCUCGAUUCUACCUCGAUGGAUGGCAGCAAAAGGACUACGCAGACCUCCUCUCCGCCCCGUCGAACUGGCACCGGCUCGCCGAGCUCAUCGCCACCGAAGUGCACACGCGCAACUACGGCGGCGUGGUCUUCGAAUCCGCUGCGACCCAUCUACUCUUCGAGCCGAUCUCAACCCUCAACUCUGCACUGAAGCGGGAGGAUAAGAGUCUGACCGUGGUCAUGCAGCCCGUACGCACGCCGUACUCGAUUGGAGCCAAGGUGGAUCGCAUGCAAGACAGUCAGAACCGCAUGAUUGUUCAGUCCAUUCCACAGCUCGCUGCAGUCGUGGACUUCUUCUCCAUUAUGACGUACGAUAUGUCCUCCGCCAGUGGGCGCAUCAGCUCGUUUGAGGGCAAGGAUUUUGCCGACGACAGUCCCCUGCGCGGUGCGAAGAGGGGAAGCCUUAGACAGCCUGGACCCAACACCAGCCCGCGGUGGAUCAAGCAGAAUGUUGAUCUGGUUCUCACCGCCACUCGAACCGCAUUCAAAGCCAGUCUCAACCCAAAGAACGACGAUGCGGACGAGGAGGAGAGGACGGAAGCGAGGUUGAAAGAUCCUAGCAAUCCGUUUUUGUAUUCGGAUUUCGCGGCUACAGAGGAGCUGAUCGAGGACGAGGAGAGGGAUGAAUUGGCUGCUGUGCGCGGCAAGCUGUUGAUGGGCAUGCCCAUGUAUGGAUACCGCUAUCCAUUGUUCUGGAUCGACUCGACAGGUCAAGGUGUCCCCGUUCCUCCACCCAGCACACCGCGCGAAGCGGAACACUUGCACGAGCGCAGUGCACCAUCGGCCUCGAACAGGGUCGUCCCCUUCCUGCGCGGGCCGGGAGAAGCAGUGACAAUGCAGGGUAUCAUCGAUACUAUCUCCGACCACACAGGCGUGAUUGUCAAUCCAGACCAAACGCACGCAGAGGGAUGGUUCGACUACACCCAGAUCAUCACCAAACACGAUGCAAUCCCCGGCGCAAAGGAGGGCGACCACCUUUAUUGGCGUCUCUACCUCCCCCUUCCGCACUCGACGCGCGCCAGGACAAACGCACUGAAAGAACUCGAGGAUGCAAACCCCGGUCUCAGCCUAGGCGUCUCGCUCUGGGAGCUUGGCCAGGCUAGUCCUCUCCUUCUCAACCCGCUCUAG